AAGUGUAAAGACUCAAGAUGCCUGAUAGUGCAAUGGAAGAGGAUCUUUUGGGUCCAGAAUGGUUGUUCGGGGAGUUGAGAUCACAGGAUGGUCCCAACAAACUUCUUAUUCUGGACUGUAGAGCACACUCGGACUUCUCUGAUGCUCAUAUAAGAGGUUCGGUACCUCUGACUAUACCCAGUAUCAUGUUGCGAAGAUUGGCUGCUGGUAAAGUGGACCUCUUGUCCACAAUACGGUGCUUAGAUCUGAGAAACAGAGUGGAAAUGUUUCUGUGUGGAGAUGAAAACAGAAGAGGGACAUUUGUACUAAUCGGUGACACUACAGAUUCUGGAGGUCAUCAGAGUGAAACAUUACAAGUUUUAACCCGGAGACUUAAAAGCAGUGGAGGAAACGUUGCCUCUUUAAUCGGUGGUUUUGAAGCAUUUAAAGAUAAAUAUCCAGAGUGGUGCGAAGGUAGUCAAGCCACUAAUGAAUGUGACCCAGGUCAGGACAAUAACGAUGGUGAAUUAAUGGGCCUUAGAUCCCUUCGGAUAUCCACUCCACCAACCAGGUCUUACUCAGACUCUGACAGUGACAGCACAUGUGAUUCAAUUGGUCCGGAGGAAGAUAAAGAUUUUCCGGUGGAAAUUCUACCUCAUUUGUAUCUCGGUAACGCGGCCAAUAGUGAAGAUCGCGAGGCUUUAGCGCGGCACAGGAUACAGUACAUACUCAAUGUGACACCGGAUUUGCCAAAUGUGUUUGAAAGCGGCGGUUCAAUAAAGUACAUGCAGAUACCGAUAAGCGAUCACUGGAGUCAGAACUUGGCUAGUUUCUUCCCACAGGCGAUUCAGUUUAUAGAGGAGGCACGGAACUCAGAUAAGGGAGUGUUGGUACAUUGUUUGGCCGGAGUUUCUCGGUCUGUCACGAUCACCGUGGCUUAUCUUAUGCAUAAAUGCAGUCUCAGCCUGAAUGAUGCUUUCAACCUAGUACGUAGUAGAAAGUCCAAUGUUGCACCGAAUUUUCACUUUAUGGAGCAGUUACACAGCUUCGAGCAAGAAUUGAGGGACCGAGGGGGAGAAAACAAGAAUAACGACCAAAGGUGCAUCGGGGCAUGCCGGCCCAAUGGACCCUGCAAUUGUCCAGCGCCCAGUUUCCUGAGCCCUAUUGAUCUGGGACUCAGUCCCGACUCAGGAAUCGAGUUUGACAGGUGGGCGGCAAGUACACCGGCCGAAUGAAACGAACUUGGGGGUACCCAAUACAAAUUUUAGGUCUCCGUCACGUAUUAUCAGGAAAAUCCUGAUCGAACGCGUUAUGAUAACGCGCUUUAUCAUUUUUGAUAUGUGAGACGCAUUAAAGUCCGCCCUUCGCGGUAUCUCCAGAUGAAAUGGGAUAUUAGUCGCGUUUGGCGAGCACUGAGACGUAGCUGUUAGAGGCAUCCGAAGUUAGUUAUCGCGCCGAUAUCUCGUAAUUUCUCGAUUUUUUCUAUCGAGCCUCUCAUUCCUAGCAUAAUUAUUAUAUUGCUACGUUUAUUAAAGAUACAUAAAGCAUUUGAAACUCUGAUUUUGAUUAUUUGAAUUCUAAAAUUGAAUUUUAAAAAGAUUAUAAUUUCUAAAGAUACUCAUGCAAGUAGUGUCUUUAAUAUCGUACUACUCAUGCAAUAUUUGACGUUAUAUACAAGAAAAUGAACUUUUGUCUGAAUUCAGAAAUAAUUGAGGAAUGAGAGGAUUAAAAA
This is a messenger RNA of Trachymyrmex septentrionalis, 1711 nucleotides long. It is a transcript of the gene Mkp3, whose product is annotated as dual specificity protein phosphatase Mpk3. Gene Ontology annotation, molecular function: MAP kinase tyrosine/serine/threonine phosphatase activity; protein tyrosine/threonine phosphatase activity. Lineage: Eukaryota; Metazoa; Arthropoda; Insecta; Hymenoptera; Formicidae. The record is from RefSeq and is a predicted model, not a curated record. The transcript is spliced from 4 exons. Gene Ontology annotation, cellular component: cytoplasm; cytosol. Bases 18 to 1214 code for a protein of 398 amino acids. Gene Ontology annotation, biological process: protein dephosphorylation; negative regulation of MAPK cascade.